AGCGGCUGCGCCGACAACAAUGCUCGCGGCUUCGUUGCCCAUGAUUGCGUAUAAUGCAUAGAACCAGUGUAGGCGCGUCGACGCCCAAAAAGGAACGGAGCCGCCGCGGGUGUCUCACGUGUCGGCACAGAAAGGUCAAAUGCGAUGAGACGCGAGACGAAUGCGGCAAUUGUCGCAGACUGAACUUCGUUUGCACUUGGGAAGACGGGCGCGCUACCUCUCGCUCCCGAAGCACUAGGGCUUGCGCAAGAUGCCGACAGAAGAAACUCCGUUGCCUAGUAUCCGAGCAGAGCCAUUUCUGCCAUCAAUGCGAGAAGGCCGGCGAGCCAUGCAACUUCCCCCAACGCUGCAACGGUCAUGCGGGCGCAUCGUCGAGGUCGGCGCGCCUCCCCGAUAAUCAUGUUCAAUCCAGUCUCCCUCAGGGACACUAUCGUGACAGCCUCAUCGACGCAUACUUUGCGUGCCCUCAUUAUUUCUGCUUCUUGACCUUCAUUCAUCGGCCUUCCUUCACAAAGAUGCUGCAGAACGACCUGAUCCCGCGGCCCCUGCUGCUCAUCGUCCUCGCCACCGGUCUCCGACAAGUCGAUCCCAGCUCGCCCUUUCCUAGCGCAUGGGCAGACGAAUGUCGCAAGUCAGUCGUGCAAGAUAUCUUCGCCCGCAUCUCGACCAUGAGCCUCCAGACUUUACUGCUACUUCAGCAAUUCGAAUGGCACCGAGGAUCGCAUCUCAGCGCUUGGUUUCUCGCUGCCUUGGCUACGCGACUCGCCCAUGCCUUGCAGCUAAAUCUCGAUCCGGAGGACAGGAGAGGAGACGAUUCUGUGUCGUUGCCCAUCUCUGUGAUAGAGACGCGGCGACGGCUGAUUUGGAGUUGCUUCGCUAUGGAAUCCGUACCGGACGUGCACCAUGGCGGCAGUCGGCCGCUUCAUGCGGCCAUUGAUCCUCAAGCCAUCCUGACGAAAUUACCCGGGGACGAAUAUUCAUAUGAGAGAGGCCUUUCAGUUCGCUCCGAGUACUUUUCGGAGGCCCUCGACGCCCAGCCCCCAAUGCCCAGCCUGUCUGCGUAUCUAAUUAGGAUGGCAGACAUUCGGCUACAAAUCAUACAACUUGCGAAAGCAGUCAAAGUCUUCGGUUUGAAAAUCCAGGAUUCUCGCCUACCCUGGGAAGACAACUCGAGUUUUUCGCACCUGCAGCAAAAGCUCGAAGUCUUCUCUUCAUGCAUUUCGACAACGCUUCCCUUUAUGCAGGAGGACCCCAGCCCACCCAUUCCGAAUCCAAAUAUUAGCUUCUUUACCCUUCAUAUCAUGUUCCACGCCGCCUACACGGAUUUAUUCAGGAUUGGCACACAUCUGCCAAGACCAGAAGUCCCCUCCAUGACCCCGCCUCCUGAGUUCCUCAGUAGGUGUAGGGCAGGCGCCAUCGAGCAUGCUCUGACGCUGGUAUCACUCAUCUCGCAGGCUUUCGAUACAAUAACAACAGAAGUCGAUCCAUUCGUCUCUAUAUGCAGCUGUCUUGCUAUCCGGACGCUGGUCGUCGAACGAUGGGACGGAGAGAUUGGACUUGUUGGGUUGCAGGAUCCCAGCUUACAGAGCAGCCUGGAAAAGGUUGUGCAGUGUGCGAAGAGGACUGCCCUUUGGUCUGUCCCAAUACGAAAAUUGCUUUUCGCGGUAGCGGAGCUGACGGCGAAACAUGGGUAUUCACUCGAUGUCGACGAUCUCAAAAGUUGUAUGCCUGCUCCACUCACGGAGCCUGCUUCGCGAGCCGAGUCUCCUGCCCUUGAUGUUUAUGGAACUCUCGGGUCUAUCCAAAAGGCGAGAGCAGAACAUGAUCUGGAAUCAGCGCACGAUCCGAACGAAGCACCAAUUCCGAUCCCCUCGCUACUCACUAUAGACAAGAAAAUCCACUCGAACACUGUAGGAACCACUCAAGCUUCGUUGGACGGGCUUGGUGGGAUGCUACAGGAUCGAUACUCGCUCAGUCCAGAGGCCCUGCAGAUAGCGGCUAAUUGGGCAGAUGGCACUUAUGAUCUUCAAAUGAGCCAAAAUCCUCUGGACUGGAAUUUCAUGGAAACUGGAUGGAGCUUUGAUAUGGACGACACGGUAUUCGGCCAUUCACAGGACGGGCCAGGAAACGAGUCUCCGUUCUGCUAACUACCGUCAUCCGCGCAAAACCUAGGGAAAACGCGAGUACAGUGCGCUUCUACAGCUUUGAAAGCGGCGUCUCAUUCUUUCUGACCUUCAUCCAAGCAAGUGUCUGCGUGAUGGCGUCACCUCCGACAAUGCCCUCUUCGGCAUUACCAUCCCACUCUUCGCCCACAUAUCGGAUCGGCGUGCCCCAGACCACGCCUGUUUCCUUACGAUAUUGUUCCCAAAUGCCAAGC
Messenger RNA from Trematosphaeria pertusa, 2377 nucleotides. RefSeq lists its product as uncharacterized. The coding region runs from base 54 to 2147 and encodes 697 amino acids. The transcript is spliced from 4 exons. Gene Ontology annotation, biological process: DNA-templated transcription; regulation of DNA-templated transcription. Gene Ontology annotation, cellular component: nucleus. Gene Ontology annotation, molecular function: zinc ion binding; DNA-binding transcription factor activity, RNA polymerase II-specific; DNA binding. NCBI's taxonomy places the organism in Eukaryota, Fungi, Ascomycota, Dothideomycetes, Pleosporales, Trematosphaeriaceae. The record is from RefSeq and is a predicted model, not a curated record.